GCUGCCACCUGCCUGCUCCCUUGCUCUCUCAUCAGCUCCUGGAAGCUGGCGUGGGCUUCCCUUCAGCGUCAAAGCCUCCACACUGCUGGGCGUCACUGCAAGGCUAGGAGCGGCGCCGAGCACCUGUGGCUGACGCGGCACUUGAAGGACCCGUUCGUGAAGGCUGCCAAGGCGGAGAGUUACCGGUGUCGAAGCGCCUUCAAGCUUCUGGAGGUGAACAAGCGGCACCGGAUCCUGUGGCCCGGCCUCCGGGUGUUGGACUGUGGGGCGGCUCCCGGCGCAUGGAGCCAGGUGGCUGUGCAGAAAGUCAACGCCGCAGGCGCAGAGCCCAGCACUCCUGUUGGCUUUGUGCUUGGGGUAGAUCUUCUUCACAUAUCACCCCUGGAAGGAGCAACUUUUUUGUGCCCUGCUAAUGUAACUGACCCAGGAACCUUCCAGAGAAUCCAAGAACUGCUUCCUGGUGGGAGAGCAGAUGUAAUUCUGAGUGACAUGGCACCCAAUGCCACAGGGGUCCGGGGCCUCGACCAUGACAGGAUCAUUGGCCUGUGCUUGUCCCUCCUGGACAUGGUCCCGGACAUCCUGCAGCCCGGGGGAACACUCCUUUGUAAAACCUGGGCUGGAAGCCAAAGCCAUCGCUUACAGAAGAGACUGACAGAGGAAUUCCAGAACACGAGGACUGUGAAACCGGAAGCCAGCAGGAAAGAAUCAUCAGAGGUGUACCUCUUGGCCACACAAUACCGAAAAGCAAAGGGGUCUGUGAAGGACUGAGGUUUCUUUUGCCAUUUCUGGUCCUUUCACUGCAAAUGUAGGCUGUGUGCUUUCCUGAAAUGUGGCU
This is a messenger RNA of Hipposideros armiger (great roundleaf bat), 835 nucleotides long. RefSeq names its product mitochondrial rRNA methyltransferase 2 (gene MRM2). Gene Ontology annotation, cellular component: mitochondrion. The record is from RefSeq and is a predicted model, not a curated record. The annotation marks the transcript as partial. The transcript is spliced from 2 exons. Gene Ontology annotation, molecular function: rRNA (uridine-2'-O-ribose)-methyltransferase activity. Gene Ontology annotation, biological process: RNA methylation. Lineage: Eukaryota; Metazoa; Chordata; Mammalia; Chiroptera; Hipposideridae.